AUGGUAGACGAGGCGAUCAAGAGAGCCACCCGAAGCAAGGGACCCAAAUCGACCCCGACAUCGACACCGGCCGCGACGACAGAGGGACAUCCUGCCGCAACGUUAGAAGGAAACUUAAGUGAUCCAAACGCUUUAGAAAACGCAACGAGACCGGCGUCAUCAAUGGCAACGGACGGGAACCGUCAGGCGUUAGAGUUAGAUUCGGAAAGCGAUGACAGUGAAGCUUUCAAAGAAAUUCCAGACCAGAACACUUCAGAGCGUCCUAGUAACCUCUCAAAAUACAAAGGAAUAUGUUCAAAUGUUCCGAAGAUCAUCACGACAGGCGAAGUAUCUGUGACCGUGAACGAUCCCGACCAGGUCGACGCUUUAAUCGACAACGAAGACACAUCUACCCCUCAACAAACAAGCACGGUUGCAACCUUAAAGCCUCAGGCAGUCAAGUCGGACAAGGCAAUACUCUGGGAUAAGAUCGCAGAUGCCGUUGCUGCAAACGAUAAGACGAACGCCGAUUUUUUCAUCCGCUUAUAUUCGCAAAUAGACGACUCCGCCCACAGUUUAAAACCAGACAUCCUCCGGUCUCGUUCAUCAGACGCAGGGAAUCCCCUUAUAGCCCCAUCCUCCUCAAAGAAGACACCAGAUAAAACAUCUAUCAUCUUCGUCAGAGGCUCUUUACCAAAACACUUCGAUGUCGGCUUUACUCCUUAUUUCGACAAGAAUAUUAGAGAAUUAAGGGGCCCGAUUCCCUUGACCAUUUUUGACAAGAAAUGGCAAGAAGAAGCCAUUCAAUAUCAUACAAACAAGAGAUCGAAAGGCGACGAAAAGGAAGGAAGUUACACUGGUUUCGAGUAUCCGAACGAGUGGACCCAAACAUUCGCGAAGUGGACGGCAAACCAUCGCAAUUUCCACGUGAUUUUCAGAGACCUGUACAACUACCCGGAUUUCGCGGAAUGGAUUCUAGAACAUAAGGCAAAUGUUGACCGAAUCAUCGCUGAAGAUGGCUUUCUAGUCGGUUUCCGAUACGACCUGAUCAUUAGGCAGAAUGCCUUCUCCUACCAGGUAGAGACCGAACAGGGCAUAUCUGCGGUAGACAUAUCCAUCUUCAGGAAGGAUGUCAAACGGGAGGCGUGGAAGGUGACAAGAAACCUAGACGAACUCGAGUUUUCUGAUAACCCUUACGCGAAAGACGGACCCAAAUUCAACUUUGACCCGAAGACCGGAAAACCAAAAAUUGCUAAAGGUAGAACCGUCGACGAACCAUCACAUCAAGUCGAUAAUAGGAGCUCAAGAGGCCGAGGCAACUUCAGGCAAGGCAGGGGCUCAGACAGAUUCCAUCAAGAAAGACGAAAUUCGGACUACGGAAACUAUCGCGACGAUUCCUAUGGACACGAUCAAUCAGGUGGCAUGAAUAAACGUCCGAGGGAAUUUUAUCAGCAAGAAGAUUACUCGCAAGGAAGACAUGAUUACUACACCCAACGUGGAGGGUAUGAUCAGAGGGGAGGUUUUGGGAAAGACAGACCCGCUUUUAACAAAGGGAACUCUUCUAAGCCCCCGGCCAAGAAUGAAAUGUCUAAAGGGAAGGGAAACGAUAAUUUGUAG
Molecule: messenger RNA, 1596 nt
Organism: Puccinia graminis f. sp. tritici CRL 75-36-700-3
Lineage: Eukaryota; Fungi; Basidiomycota; Pucciniomycetes; Pucciniales; Pucciniaceae
Exons: 3
Coding region: 1-1596 (531 amino acids)
Source: RefSeq, a predicted model, not a curated record